CCUCGGAGGGGAGGCGGCGGCGGCGGCGCUGUCGUCGUCGCGGGAGAGUGAUUGCUCGGUCAGAGCGAACUCUCGAGCCCAGAAGUCGCCUGGCUGGCAGCUCAAAGCAGCAGCAAACAAGCCUGGUGUCUCUCUCCCAGGACUUUCUUGCAGCAGAAGAACUGCCUGGAGUGUGUGGGAAGUUGCUGCAGUACAGACAGAAAGUGGCAGCAGCCUUUCUCCUGAGGCAGUGGGGACCUCCGCUCAUCCUGCCCCUCUCCCGGCUGGAGAGGUGGGCGAUGGCCGGCUCUGGACAGCUUGCACUCCUUCUGACAGUGUCUCUCCAAUCCCUUUUGCAGCCUGCAUUGGGUCAGGGUACCUCCGCUGACAGCAGCACAGUGGGACCGACGUCAGCGCCACCCCCUCCUUCCUAUGGCCUCUCGAAGGCAGAGCUGGAAGCUGCCAUAGCCGUGCCGUGUGUUUUUGGAGGCCUCCUGCUAAUUGGCCUCUUGGUCUUCAUGGGACUCAAAAUUCGGCAGAAGCGCCAGACAGAAGGGACCUACCAGCCCAGCAAUGAGGAGCAGGCAGGUACCCGUGUGGAACCUCACACCAACCUCAAACUGCCCCCGGAAGAGCGACUUAUCUGACAGAGGGAAAGGGGGUUCAGUUUUGGGGUCCCGGCUUGGAAAAAGCUGCUUAGCACACCGGACUGAAAAAGGGACUGAGAACAGACCUGCCGCUGUGAAGCUGGAGGGUUCCCUGCAUGGUCGGCAGCAUUCCAGGCUGGCUGGCUGGCUAUGAAUCGCUGUCGAUGGGAGAAGCCCCAAAUGCCAGAGGGAGGCCCUGGAGGCACCCCUGGAGCUGUGAUGGGUAGAGAGGCAAGAUGGGAGCCUGCCCUCCACACCCGGAAAGGAAAGGCCACCCUGACGCUGUGGGAACUGACCAUGCUGGUUGGUUCCCCUCUGUUUGCACUGUCCUCAAGGACAAGCCUGCUUCUUCCUAGAAUGGGACCCACGGGGACUGACUGUGCAGCCAGUAUGAAUGUUGGUCUUUCUGAAGAGGGAAGGAUGGUGGGUUGGGGUAGGAGGAGGGCGGCUGCUCUUGGCCGGACGGGUCUGCUCUGGGAUGGUCUUGCCUUUUAAGCGUGUUUUUAAAAACUAUGUUGUCCUGUGCCUUUAAGAAUGCCAGUGUUCAAUAAAAGCCAAUCUCCCUUUUAUGAUGAAGGAAAAAAUGGCACCAUUUGGUGGACCAGGGGGAGGUCUUAAUGCACUCGGUUGCUCAGUAGAAAGGUUAUUCUGAAACAGUUUAAAUGCAUAAACGGAGGGCAUCACCCACACCAAGUAAUAAAAUGAAGCAAACCUUAGAAGAUGUGAUCCAAUCUUAUUGUUUGGGUAAUCUAGAAAUCUUGCUGUGCCUCACACAUCUUAAGUGUGCUGUUUAUUCAUUUAUUA
Molecule: messenger RNA, 1430 nt
Organism: Candoia aspera
Lineage: Eukaryota; Metazoa; Chordata; Lepidosauria; Squamata; Candoiidae
Gene: CRB3
Product: crumbs cell polarity complex component 3
Exons: 4
Coding region: 279-626 (115 amino acids)
Source: RefSeq, a predicted model, not a curated record